AUGAAAGGAACAUUAUCUUUCCAAAGUUCAACAAUUGAACAAGACACAGAAUUUAGUCAUAUUGAUACAGUUCUUUCUUCACUGGCACCCAACACUUCAAGCUCAACAGAAAAUGAACUACCGGGCUCAUUGCCUGUUCCACUACUUGCCGACUUUGGGCAUUUUGAAAAACAAGAUCCUGAGUAUAUAUUAGUAGAAUCGAACGAUGAAAAUCCAGACGACACCAAAACGAAUUCCAAUGAUAACAUACCUAGGACUUCGGAGACGUCUGCAAGGGACAAUGAUAACGCAGGCGAGAGUGUGGAAGGCAGGAGUGUGGAACGCGGGAGUGUGGAAGACGUCAAUGAAACAGCGAAGGAAGAAAUAGAUGGACAACAGCAUGCAGAAAAUGUUGUCGAUAGUGGCACAACAUGA
Messenger RNA from Paramuricea clavata, 414 nucleotides. Lineage: Eukaryota; Metazoa; Cnidaria; Anthozoa; Malacalcyonacea; Plexauridae. The record is from the annotation of a GenBank genome assembly.